Messenger RNA from Solanum lycopersicum (tomato), 1136 nucleotides. The record is from RefSeq and is a predicted model, not a curated record. Lineage: Eukaryota; Viridiplantae; Streptophyta; Magnoliopsida; Solanales; Solanaceae.
AAAGAUUGCAGAACAAGUAAACGGCUCCGCUAUCUCUCUCGCUGUAAGUGUUUUUCCGGCGAUUCCUAUUGGUGUUUUAGAAAAUUUACAUUUGAGGAUGAGUUAGCACCUAUCCGAGGCUUUCAAGUGAUUCAAACAACUAUUAAUGGAAGCUGGUCGGUUGGAAGACUGUGCUGGAAACAAAAAUGGGCUUCUCUUGCCUUACACCACUACACCUCAAGCCUUUGGAAUACUUAUCUAUAAGUCGGGCAUGGAUAUGAAUUGGACUUGCUAUGACAAAAUUUGUGGGUUAGAAGAAAACAAUUUCAUAAGUGAACUUCAGCACUUGACAAAUAGUCUGCCCAAUUCUGUUGAGGUACAAUGCAUCGACGAGACACAUUCUGCCUUGGGGAACUGCAUAGCAUGCAAUGAUCAUAUUGCUCUUAUACAUCCUUCUCUUGACAAGGACACUGAAGAGAUGAUUGCUGAUGUUCUUGGUGUUGAAGUUUUAAGGCAUACGAUAGCUGGGAACGUUCUUGUUGGCAGCUAUUGUUCUUUAUCCAACAAAGGGGUCUUGGUCCAUCCUCGUACGUCCAUUGAAGAUUUAAAUGAACUGGACAUUCUUCUUCAUUUACCUAUUGCUGCUGGGACUGUGAAUAGGGGUAGUAAUGUGAUUGCUGCUGGAUUGACCGUUAAUGACUGGACAGCAUUUUGUGGAUCAGACACUACAACAACAGAGUUGGCUGUUAUUGACACUGUAUUCGGUUUGAGAGAUGCUCAACCAAGUGCUAUUGAUACAGGUGUUCACGGUCAUUAACAGGUGCUUUGUUGUUAUCAUUUGCAUUCUAGUUAACUCCGAUACAGGUGUUCACGGUCAUUAACAGGUGCUUCGUUGUUAUCAUUUGCAUUCUAGUUAACUCCGGUAAGUCUCCUUACUUUCUGGAGGGUUCCAUAUUUACAUUUCACUUUUAUCAAAAUGUCGUGAAUCUUCUUCUAGCAUCUACCGUAGUAUCUAGAGGCCUCAUAGUCAGUAGUAGUUAGAAGAGUCUUCCACUAAAACAGAAAUUCUAGAGUGGAUGAUGUUAUUACCUUAAGGUGUAGGUGGUGUCCCUUUUUGUUUCCUGCAGAAAAUUAGAUAGUUGGAAACAUAGUUCUCA